CACACCUGCUUCAAAAUGCUCCUCCGUUUGGCUGUCGUCCUGGCCGCUGCCACCGGAGGCCUUACAGCCAAGGUUGCAACUGCGACCGCGGCAGCACCUGCCACUAGCACUGUUGUCAGCUGCUUCGCAAACGACUGCCCGAACGUCGACCUCAAGGGCGACGGUCUCUUCUCCAUGGAUUGGAACAACGACACCGGUGUCCUCCUCUGCGAAUGGCGCUUUCCGCUCCAGCCAAUUAUUUCUGCGGAGUACAAUAUCGUUAAGCACUGGUUACUCACCCAAGGCGACCUGUCGGUGUGCCCAGCCCAGGCGUUGAUGGAGUGCACAACGUCAACUAUCAACGCUCCGCUUGCUACAGCAGCAUGA
Molecule: messenger RNA, 366 nt
Organism: Phanerochaete carnosa HHB-10118-sp
Lineage: Eukaryota; Fungi; Basidiomycota; Agaricomycetes; Polyporales; Phanerochaetaceae
Exons: 2
Coding region: 16-366 (116 amino acids)
Source: RefSeq, a predicted model, not a curated record